CAAACCUGGAGACGAUCGGGCGAAAUGCUGCGUUGAUUACCAUGUUUAUUACGUUUUCUGUAUAAAUAACCUGCAUUAUCUUAUCGGAAUACACAUUUUCCACCAGGGUAACAAUGAGUCAACGACAGAUAAUUCAAGUUUUUGAGCAGUAUCAGAAGUCAAGGAUGCAGUUUGUGCAAACGGUUGCUGAUCUUGCAGCCAGACCACAAAACAUAGAAAUCCUUCAAAAUGCUGGUGUGAUGUCCAUGCUGAGGCCCCUUAUGUUGGACGUGGUGCCCAGCAUCCAGCAGACAGCCGCUCUGGCUCUGGGCCGCCUGGCUGACCACAGUGAUGACCUGGCCGAAGCCGUGGUGAGGGAGGACAUCCUGCCGCAGCUGGUCCACUCUCUGGCCUCGCAAAACAGGUUCUAUAAGAAGGCAGCAGCGUUUGUUCUGCGUGCUGUUGCAAAACACUCCCCCGAGCUGUCCCAGGCUGUAGUGGCCUGCGGGGGGGUUGAUGCUCUGGUUCUCUGCCUGGAGGAGUUUGAUCCCGGGGUGAAGGAGGCUGCUGCCUGGGCUCUCAACUACAUCGCCCGGCACAACGCACCGUUGUCUCAGUCGGUGGUGGAUGCGGGGGCUGUGCCCCUCCUGGUGCUGUGUCUUCUGGAGCCUGAGAUGGCCCUCAAACGCAUCGCGGCCUCCACCCUCGGUGACAUCUCCAAACACUCCCCGGAGCUGGCUCAGACUGUGGUGGACAACGGAGCCAUCGCACAUCUGGCACAGAUGAUCCUCAGCCCUGACGCCAAACUCAAGAGGCAGGUGUUCUCCGCCCUCAGUCAGAUCAGUAAGCACUCUGUCAGCCUGGCGGAGAUGGUGAUCGAGGCGGAGGUGUUCCCUGCAGCAGUGGCCUGCCUCAAGGACCCCGAUGAGUACGUGAGGAAGAACGUCACCACUCUGAUGAGGGAGGUGGUGAAACACACACCAGAGCUGUCCCAGGUGAUCGUGAACUGUGGAGGCAUGGCAGCUGUGAUCGACUUUCUGGGCGAGUGCAGUGGAAACCUGCGGCUGCCGGGGAUCAUGAUGAUGGGAUAUGUGGCGGCUCACAGCGAGAACCUGGCCAUGGCUGUCAUCCUCUCCAAGGGGGUGCCGCAGCUGGCCCUGUGUAUGUCCGAGGAGCACGAGCAUCACAUCAAGGCGGCCAUAGCCUGGUCCAUCGGACAGAUUGGACACCACACUCCUGAGCACGCCAAGGCGGUGGCCACCUCCAACCUCCUGAGCAAACUGCUUGAGCUGUACAUGGACGCCGGCAGCUCCGAGGACCUGCAGGCCAAAAGUAAGAAGGCUCUGAAGAGCAUUCUGCAGAAGUGCACCUACCUGCCGGGUCUGGAGCCGCUCCUCUACGAUGUUCCCAGCAACAUCCUCAAACACGUGGUCUGCCAGUUCAGCAAGGUGCUGCCUCAUGACAGUAAGGCUCGCCGGCUAUUCGUGACCAGCGGGGGUCUGAAGAAGCUCCAGGAGAUCGAGGCGGAGCCCGGCUCUCCGCUGCAGGAGCACAUCAACGCCAUCAACAGCUGCUUCCCCGAGGAGAUCGUCAGGUACUACUCCCCUGGAUAUUCAGAGGUGUUGCUGGAGCGGUUAGAGAGCUACCAGCCAGCCUGACAUCAGUCCCACAUGUUGAAAUGUUACCAUGAAGAUGUGCCUUUACAGUAAAUAAAAACAUGUUUUAAAGAGCA
Molecule: messenger RNA, 1711 nt
Organism: Eleginops maclovinus (Patagonian blennie)
Lineage: Eukaryota; Metazoa; Chordata; Actinopteri; Perciformes; Eleginopidae
Gene: spag6
Product: sperm associated antigen 6
Exons: 11
Coding region: 114-1637 (507 amino acids)
Biological process (GO): sperm axoneme assembly; epithelial cilium movement involved in extracellular fluid movement; filopodium assembly
Cellular component (GO): microtubule cytoskeleton; acrosomal vesicle; sperm principal piece
Molecular function (GO): microtubule binding
Source: RefSeq, a predicted model, not a curated record